AUGCCUAGAUCUAAGGAUAUCGCUGCAAACAUCCUUCCACAAAUUGGUACAGACAUUGCGUUAAAGGUGAAACACAUCAGGACGUUCAUAGAGCAAACGAUGUCCGUCGAUGUUACGUAUACAAAGGCGUGGCGUGGCCGAAGAAAGGCAAUUGAGAUGAUAUAUGGAACUUGGGACAACUUUGCAGAGCUCCCGAAGUAUGUGUUACGACUUCAGUCUCGAAACCCUGGUACGGUGGUUAAUUGGUUUCAUCACCCAUAUUCGGCUCUAGGACAUCCCACAUUCAAAUAUAUUUUUUGGGCGUUCGGUCCCUCUAUUCAUGCGUUCCGUCUAUGCCAGCCUGUAAUCUCCGUGGACGGCACACACUUGAAAGGACUGUACCGCGGUAAGUUGUUGGCUGCGAUAACCAAAAAUCCCAACAACUACAUAAUGCCAUUGGCGCAUGCUCUGGUUGACGAAGAGACUGUACACAGUCGGUGUUGGUUUUUCCAAAAUUUGAUGGAAUACGUCACCACAAACUGUGCUAGUAAAAUAUGUGUUGUAUCAGACCGUCAUGCUGGAAUAAUUAAUGCCAUGGAGAAUCUCAAAGAUUGGAAGGAACCAAAGGCCUACCACCAUUAUUGUCUUCGACAUGUACGCAAAAAUUUCAGUGGAAAGUACAAGAGUAAAAGCCUCAUGAAGCUUUGUUGGAUGAUUGGGAGCACAAGUCAACCAUUAAAGUAUCGUUGUGCUGUGAGAGAAAUGCGGAUGCUAGAUCAGGUAGCUUGGGACUAUUUGAACAACAUCGAUAUAAGUGGACUGUUGUUCAUGACCAUAUAA
Helianthus annuus (common sunflower) is the source of this 819-nucleotide messenger RNA. RefSeq lists its product as uncharacterized. Lineage: Eukaryota; Viridiplantae; Streptophyta; Magnoliopsida; Asterales; Asteraceae. The transcript has a single exon. Bases 1 to 819 code for a protein of 272 amino acids. The record is from RefSeq and is a predicted model, not a curated record.